Toxotes jaculatrix (banded archerfish) is the source of this 2801-nucleotide messenger RNA. RefSeq names its product zinc finger protein 362a (gene znf362a). Gene Ontology annotation, cellular component: nucleus. The transcript has 9 exons. The record is from RefSeq and is a predicted model, not a curated record. Gene Ontology annotation, molecular function: DNA-binding transcription factor activity, RNA polymerase II-specific; RNA polymerase II cis-regulatory region sequence-specific DNA binding. Gene Ontology annotation, biological process: regulation of transcription by RNA polymerase II. Lineage: Eukaryota; Metazoa; Chordata; Actinopteri; Toxotidae. The coding region runs from base 130 to 1470 and encodes 446 amino acids.
GAAGAAUUCCUCGCCUGCAGCACCCAGAAGUGAACAGCAGGCGACCCGGAAGGUUUGAAGUCCGACUGAGAGCAAGCAGAAAGAAGAGACUAAUCCUUUAUAAAAUAUUUCUUCUGUCGCUGGUUCAGGAUGGCUGAACCUCGCUUCAAUAAUCCCUAUUUUUGGCCUCCACCUCCAGCAAUGCCUGGCCAGCUGGAUAACCUAGUCUUGAUCAAUAAAAUCAAGGAGCAGCUGAUGGCGGAGAAGAUCAGACCACCGCAUCUGCCGGCUGCCUCAGCCCCUUCCCAACAGCCCUUACUGGCUCCCCCAAGUCAGGUAGAAAGCGGCCAGCACGGGAUGUCCAAAACCCAGCAGAUGCAAGUUCUCCACAGCCACAGCUCGUCUCAGCCUGAUAUCGCCCUGCAUGCCCGCCCGGCCUCCAGCUCAGUCACAGGUCGUAUUCUGGGGGAUGUAAACUUGAAUUUGGACGAUAAGGCAGCUAUAAAAGCCAGAGGAUUAUGGGAAGACUGGCAUCUGCGUCAACUCAUAGAUCAUCCCUCCAGGACAAACCACGUCUCAGGUGUGGCGCUGGCAUCCAGAACAGGCAAUCUCAGCACCUCAGAGAUCAUCACCCCCACCACACCCACCUCAAGCAGCCACAGUCGGCUGGGCGGAGCUCCCACCCCUCACCUCAUCUCAGGGUUAGCCAGCGGCCACGGGAUGGAGCCUGGGAAAAACAACGGGGGUCUCGUUGGACUCCUCGGACCUCCUCCAAAGGAGGAACGAGGCCGUAAGAAGAUCAAAGCAGAGAACGGGUCUUCAUUGUUGGUGGUGCCCUACCCGAUCCUAGCCUCAGGCAACGACCAGUCCUGUGUUACCAUCACUGCCAAACAGGGAAAAACUUACAGGUGUAAAGUUUGCCCUCUGACUUUCUUCUCCAAGUCAGACAUGCAGAUUCACUCUAAAACGCACACAGAGGCGAAGGCUCACAAGUGUCCUCACUGCACUAAGUCCUUUGCGAAUGCAUCCUACCUGGCCCAGCACCUGCGUAUACACCUGGGCGUCAAACCUUACCGCUGUUCCUACUGUGAGAAAUGUUUUCGCCAGCUCUCCCACCUACAGCAGCACACCAGAAUCCACACAGGCGACCGGCCAUAUAAAUGCUCUCAUCCAGGAUGUGAAAAAGCUUUUACUCAGCUAUCUAAUCUGCAGUCUCACCAGAGGCAGCACAACAAAGACAAACCCUUCAAAUGUUCCAACUGUUACCGUGCCUAUUCAGACUCUGCCUCGCUGCAGAUCCACUUGUCUGCACACGCCAUCAAAAACGCCAAGGCCUACUGCUGCAGCAUGUGCGGCAGAGCGUACACCUCAGAGACGUACCUUAUGAAGCACCUGGCUAAGCACACGGUGGUGGAACAUGUGGUGUCCCAUCACACCCCUCAGCACAGGACAGAUUCACCAACCCUCCCUAUACGGAUCUCCCUCAUUUGAGCUCCUCAACCAUCCCCUCCCCCCCUCCCAUCAGGGACGUUAUCUGUGAUAUUUCAGCAUUCCUCUGAUGGACUUUAAACCCAGAAAUGGGUUCUAAAAAUGUGCCAGAUCGUACUCGUUUCUUGUGAAGAGGUGCUCUUUCAAUGAGUAGAUCCUCCUUUCCUUUCUUGCUGACCAGAUAGUAUUAUCGGGGACAUCCAAAGAUGAUUUCUCAGCACUUUCAGGCCUGGAAAUGACGGGCCUAACAUUUCUUUUUCUAUGUGACAGAAAAAAAAGGUAUUGCUCUAGGCAGCUACAUGUAAAAUCUUUUUAAACUUUCUGCGUUAUAACAGAUUACUUUGUCUUUUUUAUAUGUCCUUUACUUUCUUUAUUCAAGUGUUUUGCAAAAAAAAUAUAUUUGCAUCAGAAAUAGUCUUCCGUUAUCCAGGUGGCCAACAGAACAUAAAGAUGAAUGCUUAUAUAAUGUGUAUUCAUGUAUAUUGUGCCACUUCUUUUGUCAGUGUUUGCAAUGUUUCAACAAUCAUGAGGCCAUAAUGCACACAUAAAUAACGUGUUAACAUUUUUAUUUACUAAUUUUCACAGUAUCGCCAACAUCACCAUGACCAGGAUGUGUGACUCAUAAGAGGAAUGGGUGUUUUUUUUUUUUUUUUUGCUUUGUUUUUUACAUAUACUGCAGUGUUACAGAAAUAUGCCCAAGGCAAACACGAAUAUUUAGUUUAAUCUGGUUAAGUUUAAAAUAUUCUGACUUAUAAGCACUGUUGUAAAGUGUGUCUAAAAAGACACAAUUGAAAUUUUAAUUGAUGCAAUGAAUGUGAGAGAUUCUGCUUAGAAGAGAAGUGAAUCAAAAUUAUGUUUUUGUACAAUUCAGUCAAAACUCCCCUGAAUAUUUAACAAUUUAUAUGCCAAAUUCACCACAAUUAAUGAUUGUGGUGAGCAUUUUACGGUACUUUUUGUCCACUUUAUUAUGUAUAUUUAAUACACAUAUAUAUUAUGUGUAUUUAAUUGGGUGUGCAAAUAAACAAAUGUAGUCGUAAGACUGAAAUGUUACACCACCAAUCUGCUGCUGCCACACACAUAUGUGUUUGUGCUCUUGGGUUGGGUUUUCAGCCACAGUGGGUAAUGAAAGCAUCGAGCCUGUUUGAAUAUUCUUUUUUUAUUUUAUUGUUUUAUAAAUGAACACUUUGCCAUUUUAUAUUAAGCCUUAACUUCUACAACUUUAGGAUCCACUUAGUUGUUUUAUCACUUUACAUUUGCCUUUAAUGUCCUAGCAUGGUAUACACUGUAAAUAGACUAUAUUAACUGUCAGCCUGUUUUAUAAUAAAUAAUUCUAU